This is a messenger RNA of Plasmodium inui San Antonio 1, 195 nucleotides long. RefSeq lists its product as hypothetical. NCBI's taxonomy places the organism in Eukaryota, Apicomplexa, Aconoidasida, Haemosporida, Plasmodiidae. Bases 1 to 195 code for a protein of 64 amino acids. The record is from RefSeq and is a predicted model, not a curated record. The transcript has a single exon.
AUGACAUCAGAUAGCAAAAUCAGUAAAGAAGUCACCACUAUGAGCGAACAGGAGGGCACAGGCCUAAGGAGGAGGAAGGUAAGGAGCAAGUCUCGAACAGGGCUCAGCGACACCAGAUCAAGAGAAGGAAGGAAUAGGACAAACUCCAGACGGAGUUCUCCGAGAAACAGCAGCUCAAAGCAAGACCAGGGAUAG